This is a messenger RNA of Cryptotermes secundus, 7624 nucleotides long. RefSeq lists its product as uncharacterized. The transcript has 15 exons. The coding region runs from base 277 to 5907 and encodes 1876 amino acids. The record is from RefSeq and is a predicted model, not a curated record. Gene Ontology annotation, cellular component: cytoplasm; nucleus. Gene Ontology annotation, molecular function: microtubule binding. Lineage: Eukaryota; Metazoa; Arthropoda; Insecta; Blattodea; Kalotermitidae.
UGUUGGCGCGGAGCAGUUUUCUCAGUAAGAAGUAGAAAACAUUUUAUUUUCGGGUAUCUCGCUAUUUCAUACUUCAACGUUCAUCGGAAGGAUUUAAAGGCGCCCGCGGACAGCCGCAUCCCAGUGUUCCUGAAGCAGCAGCCAGGCGUGCCGCCGCAGCUGCCCGUCCGAGUGCCCUUCACCUUGCGACCGCACAAUGAGAAGACAAGCAAGCGGCCCUCUUCGCUGUUGGAGCUGUUCGGAAGGAACAAGGUAGGCGCUGUGCCCACGAAACCCAUGUCAGUGGAGUCCUCAGUGCCGUCUGGUCCACGCAACACUGACGCACCUUUGAAUAUAAAGUCUGAACAUGUGAAGAAUUUUAAGACGUCUGAAGGAUGUUGCGGUCCGUUGUUUGCUGGUCGGGACGUCGACACGACCGGCGCAGUGACGUCUGCUCACGUCGGACAUCGCGUGUGCGUGAAUGGCACCAAGGUGGGAAUCCUCCGAUACUUCGGCGAAAUCGAACUGACGUCUGGCAUCUUCUGUGGAGUGGAGUUGGACGAACCCGUGGGUCGGCACGACGGAUCGGUGCAGGGUACCAGGUACUUUACGUGCAGACCGCAGCAUGGCAUUUUUGCCCCCGUCGGCAUUGUGCGCCUUGUGCCUGGGCACAGCUGGCAGCAGCCAUCAGACGUCUGCGCAAGGAGGGAGAGCGCGACACUCAUCUUGAACGAGUCGGGCCCCUACAGUCUCCUAGACGGCUGUACCGUCGAGCAGAUAGGAAAGGAUGGAGAGGCGGAAGACGACGCUCACAUGCAGCAGCCAAGCGCCAUGUCUACACCGACGCCGAGCAGUGUCGCGAGCAAUGCGGUGCUGUGGGAGAGUUGGAGCCAGUGCCGCUCAUCUUCAGCAACCUCCUCGACUCCUCCUUCACACUCUCAUCAUCAGUCGCAACCUUCACAGCAGCUCAGCAACCAGAACUCCUUAGAGCUGGAUGAGGGUUUUGGCAUUCUCACAUCUGACCACAUAAGUCCUGUGGGUUCGCAGUCCUGGCCCCAGCCACACCACCUCUCACAGACUUCACUGCAACUCAGCAAACAGAGCUCCUUUGAGCUGGACGAGAGCCUUGGCAUCCUCACACCUGAUCAGAUGAUAGACUUUGCUGUAUGUGUAGACAGAAGCACUGUGGGACGAACUCCGUCUUUUGAAGAUAUGGGCAUCUUUCUUCUUGGGGAUGGCAAAGGUGAUGACGUGGAAGAUUUUCUGCGAGAUCGCUUGCCAUCAGAAUCUGAUGGACCUUCCUCAUCCAACUAUCCAUCUUCAGAAUUUCCACAGUUGCCUGAUGAUGCCGUGGACAGUAUCCUCGAGACAGCUGAGAACGUGGCCAGUACUGACCACUUGCUUCUCCCCAAGGCAGAGGGUGUGCUAAGCAAUGACGCGACAACACCUAGCCAGCGUCAGAGCACGCUGAAUGCAGUGUUCUGUGCAUCAGAAGACCUGAGUGAUAAUGUCUGUCCAGCGGUCUCCAAGUCCAGUGACGGAGACUUCAGAGUCGGGCAGGAUAUCUCAGACCGCACCCUCUCACCAGAGGACCUCCCGAUGGACGCCCCAUUUCAGGAAGUGAUGGGAGAAAUUCUACAGAAAGCAGAAGUGACGUCGGAGAGUGGUCAUGACACAGCAGGACUCUCAGGUGCGACCUCUGCCGGACCGUCGUCGCGUUCCUCGGCUGCCCCUCCUGCUGCCAGCAGUUUCGUAACCAGCAUCACUAGUAUCACCAGCUUGGACAAUGGUUACCAGGGUGAUGGGGAGUGGAGUCGCCCGGCGAGCAGGGGUCCAGAACAUUCUCCGACCAAUCACCGGGUCAUCAAGCUGAAGACGUGUGGGCCCGACCCAAUGACGGACUCAGACUUCUUCACAGAAAGCGACGCAGACACACAUGAUGAUCCCGGUGCGGGGACUGGGCGUGGCGAUCGCAGAGCACAGGUCAUCGAUGGUACGCUGUAUGGGGCAAAUCUGCAUGCUGGCAGUGCCGUGCUUGUAGGCCAACAACACCAACGAUGUCCCAGUUUCACGGCUUCUAUCAAUGAGGAGAUGGAGUCCAGCGGUGUGUACUCCGACCUUGAGAGGCGGCCGGAAGAUGCCACUUCCGACGGAAAGGAGAUUCAGGGUGAAGAACAAAAUCCUGGCGAAGAAAAUUUCUCUCCUGAUGGGUCCACCAAAACUGUUUCUUCGCGUUCGGAGCAAAGUCAAAUCAAAGAAUCGUGUCUCACCUUCACAACUGUUAUCCAGGAAACAAUGUCCGAGAAUGUUGGAGACCUGCCAAAAGGGAUUGUCAUUGCAAGUGACUUUCUGACAGAGAAUAACAUGAAAAAUCAGCAGGCCUUAAUGGUUUUCACUGUCACUGAAGAAUCCAUGAAUGCUUCGGUAGAGAGGCCGACCCACAAAACUGAAGCGAAUUCCUCUGGAGCAGCGGGAAACAUGAAAUCACCAGCAGCAACUUCCAACUCAUCUCUCAGCACCAUAGUUGGUGGCAAAUUGUCCAAAGAGGAAGCCCAUCACCAGCUGAAGAAAUACAAAAUGCCGAAGAGGAAUGUAGUUUCGAAGAUCAAGUCCAUGAUCGAGUCAUCUCCCGCCAACGGUGGACAUCCGAACGUGCAGGAUGAGAACCAGGAGAACCGGCGCCCCACACGUUCUCCGUGCAAGUCGGUCAGAAAGAACGGAGGUCGCUGGGACGCUGUCAUGAACAAGAUUGCUCAGGGCCAGGCAGAGCAGAAGUUGAAGUCGCGAAGCCUUAAGGAGGUGAAGAGCAAAGUGUUCGCCAACAUGACGUCAUCAGCCGGCGAGGGAACAUCUCGCCGCAUCAGGAAGACAAGCUCAAAUAAUGUUGGGCUGUCUGUGUCCUCGAGAGCUCUCAAGGAAAACUGUCAGCUCAAGGCAAAAAGCCGCAGGUCUCGGAUGUCCCUGUCUCAACAACAGCAGCAACAGCAACAGCAGCAGCAGCAGCAGGAGGAAACUCCAGGACACGGCGCGACGUCACCCAACAGCUCUCCCCACAGUUCUAUCAGUGACGUGAGCGUCAGUCGGAAGCACUCCCUCGGCAAGGCCUCCACCAAAUCGUCAUCACUCCGAUCAUCGAAGAAACGAGAUGUCGGUCGGUCAUCAAGUCCACUGAGCGACGGCUCGGCGUCUCACGCCAUGACACGUACUUCGAGACCGCCAUUACCGAAGAACGGCGUUAGCGCGACUACUGUUGUCAACAUGAAGACACCGACAACCCGCAAGCAGGCGUCGCGACGCAUUACUGCCAGCAGCGGACAGAAGCCUGCGCCAUUGAGGGAUCACAAUCGCCAGCAGCAGGCGGACGGUGCAGGGUGUAAGCCGGGGGUUGAGGCGCCUUUGUCCAGCAAACCAGGGGAAGCAGCAAUUCCAUCAUCACAACGACCGACGCCGCCGGAGAUCUUGCUGCCGCAUCUGCGACAUAGCUCUGCCGGCUUUGAGGCGUUGUGCGUCUUAGUGCACUACCUGGUGUACACUCUGGAUGCAUUUUCCACACCACAAUUACGAAAAGACUUGGAGAGUAUGAAGACUGAAUGGCUGAAAACUAAGCUGAAACUGGAGGAAGCUCAGGUGAGCUAUCGGCGUAUGGAAGACACCUUUAAGCAAGAAACUGCGUUGUGUCGUCAAAAGAUUGAGGAAGCUGAAGCCACUAAUCGCCGUGAGCUGGCUGCUCGGGACACCAAGCACAGUCAGGAAAGCGCAGAAUUGGUGGCCCGUCAUGAAGCAGAAUUAUUUGAUUUUGAGAAGAGGCUGCAAGAACAGCUGCUGGAGAUGAAGGGCCGCUAUGAGAAAGAGCUGUCGUGUGCACAACAGCGGCAUGCUGAGGAGUUGGAGCGUGUGGCAGCAGAUGGAAGAGGCUGCCUGGAGCAAGUUCACCAUGAACAUGCGGCUGCUUUGGCCCGCCUGCAAACUGAUACAUUCCAGAGAGAAGCUGAGCUGAGACACAGGCUUGCUAAUGUUGAAGAAGAAUAUUCUGGUCUCAAAGAUCAGUCACGAAAGAUUAUGGACAGCAUGCAGAAAGACAAGGAUACAAAGUUGCAAGUCACUGCAGGUCGCUGUAAGAAGCUGCAGGAUGAAGUAGAAUCCCUUCAAACAGUCCUUGACUUGCGACAUGAAGAACUUCAGGAAUUACGAAAACAGAACGCACUUCUCACCAGGGAGGCUCAGGAGGAACUUCCUGCUGCUCUGCAGCGAGUUGCAGCUCUUGAAGCCAAGGUAGAGGACUUGAAGGUACAACUUCAAAUGAAGACUAACCUUGAGAGACAGUUGUCAGAACACAACCGACUGCUAAUGGAAUCUUUCCACCAGGAAUCAAAACAGAGUAAGAGAUUGUCACUACACAACGAGGAGCUGCAGUGGAAGUUGAAACAGAAUUUGGAAGUAGUGAAUGCUCUAGCAGCUCUGAGUGGAGCUUCCAUGACUGGCCCUCUGCAAGCUGCAUCUACCAAUGGUAGGAGAAGUUCUCAUGGCUCUGCACAAUCCCUGGCCGACUCUGAUAUUACUGCAACUGGUAAUCAAAUGUUUGUCAGUAGGACAUCUCCACGGCCUUUAUCUGCCGGAAGAUCUUAUAACUCAAGCAGUUCAGAUUUGUCUGUGGGCCCUGCCAUGGCUAGUCACUCUGCCCUUGGUGAAGAUCUUGAAAUAUCACCACCUGCUUCACCAAAAGUAAAAGGUGUGGUAGAGAAAAGUGAUUCUGUGUCAUGGGUUGUAGAGAUUGAUGAAACGCCAGAAGCCUUACUAUCCAGGUUAGUUCGCAGAGCAGGAAGUUUCCGGGGCAGUGUGCCACCUAUGUCUUCAGUGCCAUCGUGUGCUCAUGCCAGAACUUUGCCACCACCAAAACGUCAGCGCUACAAGGCUUCGCCCCUUUCUCUUUCAUCAUCAGCCACGGCUAUUACGAGAUCCGGUAUCAGCAGUCAUUCGAGGAAUAUCCCACUGACUGCCUCCCGGCGAUCCCGUUCUCGCUCUGUGUCCACUGAUUCUGUGGAAGAUGUGGGGCUUGACUAUGGCUCAUGGAAUCCCGAAACUUCUACUCCAUUACAGAAUUCCUACACAGAUGUGGGAAGCCUUCAGUGUGAGAAUGACAUGGCAGUUCUUACAAAUAAUAACAAAAGUUGUUUGAACCGUUGUGGAAAUCCUACUUGUGUCGACGAUAAUUGUGAGGACUUCACACAGAAUGCAAGUUCAAUUAUUCAUAACUUCAGUGGGGUGAGCAAUGGUACUAAGAAAAGAGGAACGUCAGAAUAUUCUAAUGAUGAAGACUCACCAUCAAAAUCUUCUGGAUCAAGUGGCAGUUCAGAUGGAUCACAGAAAGAUCAUAGUCGGACAUGUUGCCAAAAUAGGAGACAAGUGACAGAUCCAUCUGGAGCUUCAGAUUCUUUGGAUUUGGGAGACCCAGAAGUACUUCCUCUGCCCCCCCUUCCAGGCAGCACCAGUGGUGAUCUUUCACUCCUGGCAGCUCAGCCCCUUCCACCCCCCAAGGACUCUGCUGGUGAGGCAAUGAUAUCUGAAGAGACAUCCGAAGAUGAAAAUGAGAAUGUAGAUGAAAUGAAUUCCACUUCUGAUGAACACAGCUGCUCAGAGGAGGAAGAAACCACCUCAUCUUCAGGAAGUUCAUCUGAUUUGAGGGCAGUUCCUUCAAGGGGACUGACAGAAAUUGAAGAUGGAGAAAUAGAAAGUGCUUGCCAGAAUCUGGAACAAGAAGAGGAGGAAGGGGUGGGGAGGGUAACAGAAGUGACACCGGGGCAGCAGAACAAGUUAUCAGUAGGGGGAGGCCUGCAGCAGUAUCACUUACUGUUGAUGUCUGAGUCUGCUACAAGCACAGCCAUGGACCUCAGUUGGUCUGAAGACAUGCCUUCUGAAUCUGAUGGUUAGAACAAUGCAGUCUGUGAGAGGUAAUAGCAACAGUCUUUCCCCCCACCAAAGAUUUUAUUUUCUUUCUCUGUGUGAGUGUGGUUCCAUUUGCUUAACAGCCCAUAUUAAGUGCACAUUAAACAGUGUACUUACAAACGAACAAAAUCAAAUGUGGAGGCAGCUGGACAGAAUUGUGAAUAGAGUACACAGUUGGUCAAGCAUGGAGUUUCAACAUUCAGACUUACUGUACAAUAUACUGUAGUUGUGUGUUAGUUUUGUUACAGUGUUACACAGAAGAGAAUGAAAUGGAUAUUUAUACAAGGCAAAUAUUGGGCAUGAAGUGGUGUCUGUAUGAAGCACAACCUAGAAGCAAGCAGACUGUGGUUGGGAGUGUACAGUAUAUUAUUAGUCAUUUAGAAACCACGUAAGUAUCUGGAGUUUGUAUUUAUUGCAAGUACCAAGUUUCUGAAGUUGUAAAAACCACUAGUAUAAUUACGUCUUUUCACAGCUUUUUAUGAUAUUACCAGGAACUGAAUUCACAGUUAUGUACAUAAUUAACAUUUGUUGCCUGUCUGCGUGAUGUCUUGGUCCCCUGCAUUCAAUUGUGAAGGUUCUGAGUUCAGAUUUACACAGUGAUGGAAGUUUUCAUUUGCAGCUUGGUAAGUUCCUUGUUUGUAUUUGGCCUGGUGUGCAUAUUGUUUCGAAAAUUUAUGUGCUCUACACAUUUGAAUACCUGAGCCAUUAUUGAACACUUUCAAAAUAUGUAUGUGUAUUCAUUUGUUUCUUUUGUGUGUUAAAUAUGAUACAUGCCAUUAUUUGAUAACUCACAUGGUGUGAUAAAGGUUGCAGCUAAACAUUUCACAGUCCAGCAUUUUGUGGUGCAAGCAACGUUGUCAGGUUAGACAUUUUAACAAUAAAAAAAUAUGGACUGCAAGUUUUUAGUGGUUUUGGUGGUAUGUCAUUGUAAGUUGUUCUAGGAGAUGGCAUUACUCAUAACUUCGGGGUUUUACCGCUUGUUGGUAAGAUGUGCAGGAGAGGAAUGAGGAAUUUAAAAUGUUGCACAACAAAUAAUUGUAUGCUGACCUGUCAGGUGCACCUAGCAUAGGUGCAAAUAUUUACAUCAUGACCCUGAAUGGAUUGAGCAGCUUGUAAGACUGUUAGUAUUAUGUUAUUGAUAACUUAAGUUCACUUGCUAUAUUCCAGAUGCAAUUAGAAAUGGUUAAUUCUAAGAUUGAUUGGUAAAUGUGACUGGGACUUGAAAUUAAAGGUAAUAAUGAGCCUGACAGUGUGCACAGAUAAAAAUGUAUAAAACUGUGCUGUGAAAGAUAAAUUCUGCAGUUUUUAAAUGUACCAAUGUAGCUAGUUUUGCUGCCAAAACUGAAGCAUCAUUUGUACAUGGAUCUUACUGAUUCACAAGAAUUGUGUCUCUACCCAUUUCAGAACAUUUAACAAUUAGUUCUUAUAUUCAUUUAAAUUAUUGUGAAUGUUAUAAUAAUGUAAAUAUAUGAAGUGAAACUAAUUACAUUCAGUAUUUUGACUGCAGGAAAUGUAAUUCUUAGAUAAGAGUGGUAAUUUUGCUGUUAAUACAUUUGUUAUAUAGCCUUUGUAUCCAGUCAUGUGCUUGAAUCAGCUAGUUUUCAUCCCUGUACAGAAGCAGACUAUAGUUUGUCCUGUCAGAGUGAGUUAACUGAGAAACAGCAGUUGGUUAAUUGAUGCUCGUGUAAGUGUACAGGCAGCA